CCGGGCGUGCGGCGGUGCGUGCGGAGCUGCGGGGCCCCGCCGCCCCCCUCUCCCCCCCCGCCCCUCCGCCGCCGGCGGCGCUCCGGGGGCACCGGACGCCUCAGCAGGGAGCGCUCAAGACCCUGUGAGCCACCUUCAUCCCUGUGACACAACCCUCUAUUCCUGGCAUACCCGAGAGGAAGCUGCAGCACAGAGGGAUUAAAACCAAGGCUCAGAAAAGCCAGCAGCCUCAAGCUAGUGCCUGACGUGAUGAUCUGCAUCUCAGAGGUGUUGGCCACCGCAGCGCGUACCAGAGACUGGUUUGGAAAUGCUGGCUAGGGGAGAAACACGCUCUCCUUACUUCCAGACCCAGCAGAGCCCAGCAUGGACCAGCCCUGGCUAUGUGAGAAGCUCUGGUGGUGCAGGCAAUGGAAGAAUGCCAGCAGCAGCUGAGGAUGUGGUUCCUCAUCUAUUUGUGCAUGGACUAUGCUGAACCUGCUAGCAAUAGGCACAUCUUUUUCUAUUCAGAGCUCAUUAGCCCCUGUGUCCGGCUGCAUUCCAGUCCGGAGAUGUAAUGUCUGCUCGACUGCAAAGAAAUUACCAGAGGACUGCUGCAGUAGUUCUCGGGGUUGGCACUGCUCUGGUCCAGAGGUUCCUAUGAAGAAAACCAUCAGCAGUGAUGCUACAGGACAGGUCUCACAUGAGGGGCCACCAUAUGAAGGGCAGCUCUCCGCUUCUGUAGCUGAUGGCACCACCAGCACAGCCAGGCCAGACCCAGGGACAACUCUGGAUGUGACUGUACCAGAAACAGCUACCGUAAGCCCUGAGACUACCAGUUUCAACAGCACCAAAAUCCCAGAUGUGACCAGCACCGGACCCGGCCUGAGCACGAUGCUGCUGUCCUUUGGGAUCAUUACUGUGAUUGGGUUGGCUGUAGCUAUGGUUCUGUAUAUCAGGAAGAGGAAGAGGUUGGAGAAGCUACGGCACCAGCUCAUGCCCAUGUACAACUUUGAUCCCACUGAGGAACAGGAUGAACUGGAGCAGGAGUUGCUGGAACAUGGGCGAGACGCAGCAUCUUCCCAGGCAUCACAGAGCAAGUGUACCAAGAGUUAGGAGAAACAGGGAAGAAGGGUUUCUCACCAUUGUUUGCAGCCACCUUCACAGUGUUUUCUCUUUCCUUUGUCACCACCACCACACAAAAAGCCCAUCUGAAAGCCAGAGCCAGCAGGCACGGUUGGAACAGGUAUGUCUUUUAGCCAGUGAUGCAGCCUCCUCUCAGAGUAGACGUCUCUCCUUUCUUGAAUUCUUCUCCAGCCGCUCCGUGUUGCCCAUGGCUUCCCUUGCUUUUCCAGUUCCAGGAGUUCUCCCAAACAGUUCUCAAUUUCCCCACGCUUUACACCUUCAGCUAACCUGCAGCAAGCCUAGCAUGGGCAGAAACAGAAAGAGGAGAUAACAAGUACCACUGUAAUUGUAAAGUAUUUACCUUAAGACAUGCUUCCUAAUGUGCUGAAGAGCACAAAGGAGAUGCAUGUGUUGGAAUACAAAGUCAACAUGUUCUAUACACUGGUCUGGAAAAGCAAGAAAUACUGUUGUAUCAAAGCAAAGGAUCUUGUCCUCCGGAGUAGCACAUACUGGGAAAACAUCAGAUCCCUCUAUUAGUAAACAUUUCCUUUCAGGUGGCAAAGGGAGAAAUGACAUGGCCAGAGUUAAACCAUCACAGUAAAAGCAGAUCCUUCCUAUACAGGGCCUGGCCAGCAGGAUACCCAAGAUCCCUCCAGACCUUGCUGAUGCACAGAUACCUCUGCUUGGAAAAUUUCAAGUUUAAAGGCUUAACAUAAGAGAGGGAGGGGCUAAAACAACAAAGUUCAGCCUAUGGCAUGUUUUCAGGCCUUCUUGGUGUUUCAGGUCUUUUCAUGCUGCAUAUAAAUAAUGAGAGCCAGUACUCCAGUGAUGUGGGGAUAAUUGAACUGGCAUGGGUGUGCUGACUUGCUCACUGGCCUGUUGUAUUUUCCCAUCACAGCCGUGUUAAUGCCAUGUUAGUCAGCCAGUCUCCCCUUAGCAAGGGGCAGAACGUAGUUACAAUCCUGUGCAGUGUGUGCCCAAGCACAUGCACCUGAGCGAAGGCAGACUUGCUGGGUCUCAUCUUUCACUGCUUCAAUGCAGAUUCUGCUGACAAGUCAAGGAGCCCUCCAGAGACCCAGCCGUCUUGUGUUCGCAGACGUUGCCAAUGCCAUCAAUGCAUGAACAGUACCUGCCCUGCUCUGGGAUCGUGCUGAGACUGGGGAGGAUGAAGCCAACAAACCAGUGACUUCCCACGAGCAUGGCCGGUCCACUGAGCCCAGCUGGUCACCCCAUUGGUUUGUGUUAACAAAUGGCCACAAGCACUGGGAACUGUGGUCACUUUGGGAAGCAAACCCUGUGUGAUGGCACCGGUGGGCUUUUGGUGUGCCUGUUACCACUAAAAGGUCCUGAGCUCCGGUUUCUGGGCUGGUGCUGGCUGAUACCAUCUACCAAGCCGCGCGCUUAGGAACAGCGCCUGCUUUGUUGUAGGUUAACUUGUCAGAGCACAUGGGUGCACUUUCUGGGUCAGGGAAUGAAGAGAGGUGCAUGUUUCAGAGAGUUUCCCUGUUGGUUUUGUGCCACCAGACCCCGAGGAAAGCGAUCAGUGAGCCUCUCUGUACAGUGAGCACAGCUUUGGCAGAUCCUGGAGGGGUGGCAAAGCCCUUUGAGCAAGGAGAGCUGACUCCCCUGGCUGAGUGCAAUCUGAGGCACGCCACAGACAACACAUACCAUGGGCUUAUCCCCUUUGUGGCCUGUGGGCUGCUGAUAAAUGUGCACCCAGAGUGGUGUUCUAGUAUGGGGAAGUCACUAGCUUUAAAAAGGGAAAUGGUGAAGAUUUGGCUGAUUACAUCUUAACUGAGGAAGUGGCUGGAUAUCCCAAACUAGAGCUGCCAUAGAGAGGAGAAUUCAAAGAGCUAGGCUAGAGGCAGGGGUGUCAGUGUCUGUCUACAUGACUUGCUGCUGCUGAUCUAGAAAUAAUGGUGCUUGGGCCACAGAGAGGAGUUGAAUAGAACUGUGGUUCCAAUACCACCUAUCCCCCUCCUGCUUUGGCUCAGGAAAGUUUCAACGGUGCAGAGCGAUAUCCAGGAAAAAAAUUAAGCCUUGAAAUAUUUUCUGUUAGAUAAGGAAAACCACAUAUUGACCCAACAUCACAACAGCCCCAUGUCUGCCCCAGAGGUGACUGAACAACUGCUUCAUCCUUCCUUACCUGCCAGGACCUUGCAGCCUCUUCUCCCUGC
Molecule: messenger RNA, 3278 nt
Organism: Pezoporus occidentalis (night parrot)
Lineage: Eukaryota; Metazoa; Chordata; Aves; Psittaciformes; Psittacidae
Gene: CUNH3orf18
Product: chromosome unknown C3orf18 homolog
Exons: 8
Coding region: 466-1092 (208 amino acids)
Source: RefSeq, a predicted model, not a curated record